Messenger RNA from Ricinus communis (castor bean), 1431 nucleotides. RefSeq lists its product as uncharacterized. The record is from RefSeq and is a predicted model, not a curated record. NCBI's taxonomy places the organism in Eukaryota, Viridiplantae, Streptophyta, Magnoliopsida, Malpighiales, Euphorbiaceae.
UUAUGGCAGUUGUCACUAAAAACCUACACUGCUCUCUUUGAUAUUAUUUCUAACCUGCUGUGAAUCAUAUUCUAUAUAUUUUUAAUAUCCGUCUCCACAUUUGCCACCUUCAUAGGAAACAAAUUGGUACCCGAACUCCUUAUCGGACUCUCCACUUACUUCCUCACCACCUGAAAGUCCACGCAUUCGCUCCAAUUCUCUUACUUAAUUCUUAUCCCUUUCUUCUCAUCAUCCCCACUAACCAUCGCCUUUUCUACUGCUCCAGUAUUUUCUCUGCUGAGACCUCGACCCGUUUUCACAACCCGACCCGUUUAAAUACCAGUUCAAGGAACUCCAUAGAGGCAUUUCCUUAUUCUUCCAGGAUGCAUGCUUUAUCAGACCCGCAAAAGAAAAAAAAAAUUCAGCAUGAUAACGACCUACAAAAGAGUGAAGUUGGGACUUUUUGGACUGUGUGUCUAUAUUGCUACUAUAUGUACGAGUAUGAUGGGGUUUAUAAGGAGUGUUGUUUGAGGUGUCAAAACUGUAAGAGGCCUUUUCAUGGGGUACCAGUGGCACCGCCGCCGGUGGGUAUGGUGGUGGAAGGGAAAGAACACUAUUAUUGCGGGCUUGGGUAUUUUCCAUUGAAGUAUGAUUUGGGUGUUUUCUUGGGUGACAAGAAAGGUGAAAGUAGUGGUGGUUGUGGUGAUUCUUUCUUGGGUGGAGAGAAAGGGAAAAAUGAAGACUUUGUGGUAAUUUGUGAUGACAGUGACGAUGGUGAUUGUGGAAGGGGGCAAGAGGGAGAAAACAGAAGUGGAAAAGAUUGUGGCUUGGGAUUAGAAGGUGAAACGGUAAAGAAUGUUAUUGUCGGUCAAUAAGGAUCUUUGGUGCAGGGGGGGUCUGAAACCAAGGUUGAUAUUGAUGGGAUGAUUGUGAAUAAAAAGGUAAAGUCAGUGGCAAGGAAAACAAAAAAGGUGAUGGGGAGAGGGAAGAAAGUUAUGAUGGUAGAAUCCAGUGGAAAUCAGGGAACUGGAGUUGGAGGGAUGUCAAAUAUGAGUGGUGAGUUUACUGAAGAGGAUGGAGAUGCACAACCAGAAACUGCAGGUAGAAAUGGAAGUAUAGAAGGAUCUUUUGAGAGUGAAUUGGAGUUCGUUAUGGGAGAGGAUGAUAUCUACGUUGGUUUCAAGACUGAUGCUUGAUGACAGAAAUGGGAUAGAUUAAGAAGGUUUCUUGGAGUUCUAUUUAGGGGGAAAAAACUUUUUCUUUUUUUCUCUGUAUAAUGGUAUAGCAUAGAGUAGAAAAAAUUGGCUACAUAGUAUCAUAGUUGAAAAGGAAAGUUAAAAUUACCUUUUAGUUCUCCAUAAUGAAAUAGUUAUGGUUGAGUUGUUGACAAUCUGCUUUUUUUCUAUAUUAUGAAAAGGAAAGGAAAUAUCUACUAUUGUUCUUGCCUUGUGU